AUGGUGAUCAGUGAUAGAUCCCCUGAGAGAAUUGUUACCCCAUUUUCUCAAAGGAUUCUUGACGAUCCACUGCCAAAACAUUAUCAAAAUCUAAAUAUCGGAGAGUACUCUGGAACUACUGAUCCGGAAGAUCAUCUUUAUAAAUUUGAGAGUGUGGCUCUACUACAACAGUUUUUUGAUGGGGUUGAGUGUCAGAUGUUUCUUACUACUCUUGGAGGAGCGGCUCAAAGAUGGUUCAAAAAAUUAUCAGAAAAUUCUAUUCGGCGCUUCAAGGACUUCCACAAAGUGUUUCUUCAUCAUUUUUCCAGCAAUAGAAAGUAUCAUAAAACUCCUUGGAGUCUCUUCUCUAUUAAACAGGAGCCUAAGGAAAGCAUCAGAGCCUAUAUUAAAAGGUUUAAUCAAGUAGUCAUUGAUGUUCCUAAUGCCACUACUGAAAUUUUAGUGAGUGCUUACUCUCAAGGGCUCAAUGACAAUGAUUUCUUCAAGAACCUAAUACGAAAUCCUCCAAUUAAUUUUGAUUUAUUAAUUGAGCGAGCUACUGAAUUUAUUAAAGUUGAAGAGGCUCAAGUCGCUCGCAAGAAGGAGAAUGUUGUACCUAUUCCAACUCCAACUAAUGACCGAUCCACAACUCCUGUUCAUCCACCUUGGGGACCUCGUGCAGAUCCUCCUCCUCACCGUCAGCCUGAACUCAUACCUCAAGCAGUAUAG
Messenger RNA from Zingiber officinale, 708 nucleotides. RefSeq lists its product as uncharacterized. The transcript has a single exon. The record is from RefSeq and is a predicted model, not a curated record. Lineage: Eukaryota; Viridiplantae; Streptophyta; Magnoliopsida; Zingiberales; Zingiberaceae. The coding region runs from base 1 to 708 and encodes 235 amino acids.